Messenger RNA from Vitrella brassicaformis, 2985 nucleotides. The record is from the annotation of a GenBank genome assembly. NCBI's taxonomy places the organism in Eukaryota, Vitrellaceae.
CCUCACUGCAGAGCACACAAAAGCUCAUGUCAGACGCCCCAUCUUCGAUGGUGGCAUCGACACACACAGAGACAUCGGACACAUUCGUGUAUUUUCAAUCCUUCUUUACUAUGGCGCAAAAGAGUGCCGAACGGCAUAUGACUUUCCUUCCUUCGUUCAGACAGGUGGCCUUACAGAUCAUCAUGCACACAUCCCCGCCCACCCCACCCCACCCAACACAUAGACGUGAGUCGAUCAACAGAGACUUAUCUUCCCGCUCCGUCCAUGAAGGUCGUCAGCAGCGCUGCCGCCACUCUGGACGGCUCCCCAGUCCCCCCCGUAUCGUCUAGCAGCGUGUGGCGUGACAUGUCGUCGCCGUGCAUGACUUCGUCAGCCCCAUCAGCCGCUGCCGCCCCUGCUGCUGCUGCCGCUGGCUGCUCGUGCUGAAGCUGUGGUGGGUCCCUCUCGUACCGCAGCCUGUAGGUGCUCUCGAUCAGCUGCCUUAGAGUGUCGAGACGGGACCACACCACGGCCGGGAGCUCCUGCAGCCACACACACAGACAUAUGACACACAUGAAGGGAGGAAGAAGUGUGAUUGCAUACUGUGUCUGCGGAGUCAGCCGCAUGGCUGAAGAGGAGCGCUGAGUCAGGGUCACGCUGCAGGCCCGAGAGGAUAGAUACGAAAUCCUCCAGGCGCAGCAAUGCACUGCGGCGGCAUUCUGAACACGCACACACACACACGCGCCACACACCAGCAAUGCACAUCGCGCAUGUCAACCACAAGAUUCUUUCUCAACCUACUCAGCUCUUGGAGCGGGAAGGCAGACCGCAUCUCGGUGUACAGCCCCAGCUUUUGGAUGUCGGCCUGUGAGGGGGGCUGUGCUGCGACCUCGUCCAGACUCAGCGACUUCCUGCGGGUGUCCUCGCUGCCGACGCUGAGCCCAUAGGACGCUCGCAGAUACAGCGACACGCCCUCGGGCAUUUCCACCUCAACCCCACAGGCUUGUGCCGCCGGUGCUGCUGCCGCCGCUGCUGCCGCCGCUGGCUGCUCGUAUGCCGCUGAGAUUAGAGAAAGAGGAGCAGCUCAUCAUGAUGCAGGCCUGCUGUCAAAUCACGCCGUGUAUGUGUGGUUUCGCUCACCCCCUCCGUGUGCGCCCAUCCCAAAGGCGACCUUCCGGCCCCCGUCAUUUGCUGGCUGGUUGAGCUGAACCGCAAUGGAUGAGAACAGCAGGUGGACGUACAGGAGACACAGCCCCUCGAGCACCCUCUUCGCCCGCUGGAUCCAUGUCUCCCCAUGGACGCCGUGCGGUGGGAGGGGAGACGGGAGGGAGGGCGUAAGCUGCGCGAUGGCCGCAUACUGGCGCAUGCUGGCCUCGCGUAGAUACUCCCAGAGCAGGGAGGGGUCGCGCGGCUGGCGGGGCAUUGGAUGGAACGGGAUGUUGAACUUGAAAACCGCCUCGACUUGCAGACCGCGAAGCAUGCUGAAGGGCAACCAUCAAGUGGAAUACAUGCACAUGUGCAUAUUCUCUUGGUCUUUCUCACGCCAUGACUUGGUCUCGCCCGAAUUUGAUGGCCUUCAUGCGAUCCGUCCACUGCCGCUCGUCUGUCUGAUAGGGAUACGCACACAUGAAGAACACGACUAUCAGCAAGACAGCAACGCCGCCAUCCCAUCUGAUGAUCCUACGGUGGAAUCGUGUCGUGAAGGGCUGGAGACGUCAAGUUCCAUCAUCCCGUAACCUCCACCCCCGGCUGCAUCAUCACCCUCGACCGCCUGCUCCUUCACCCUCUCUGCCCCAAACCAUGAAAGCCCCACGCCUGGGCUCCCCCUUUGGCGUCUGCCUCCACCCCGUGGCGGCGAUGCGAGGGGUGUGGCGUCCUCGAAUUCGAACAGCGGCUGCAGCUGCGGCCUGACCCCUCUCUGCCCUGUGUGGCGACCUGCUGUCCCAGCUGCUGGCGACACUGCGGCCACUGCAGCGGCCAUGGGCUCGUCCUUGACGUGUCCCUUGUCUGCUUGCUCUUCCUCCUUGACCGGGUGCUUGGCGAGGAACAACGGCAGCGCCAGAGGGGCCGAGCCUCGGCGCUCAAACAAUAAUUGUCGGCGCCUGCGUCGCUCUGUUGCUGGUCUGGCGGCCACAGGAGCAGGCAUAGGCUCAUCGUUGAUGUCGGCCUGUCCCUCCAACGCAGCCGAGACAUGGUGCUUUCGAUGGUUGCGGACUUCCUGUCUUGCUUACGCGUCUGCUCCGCUCCUAGGCUGCCUUCUUGGCGCUCCUGCACUAGGUGGUGCACUGUCCCCAACGCCUUCCGGUUCUUAAUGGAGUUGGCGUAUCGCUGUAAAGAGCACAGAGCUCUUACAUUGCGCCACACACACACACGUGUUUCCUUGCGCAUACUCCGUAGUCUCGCAUAUUCUCAUCGCCCCACUCAUAUAGCUGCAGGAAAGUCAAGGUUGCUUUCUUAUUUGUCUACAGCUGCCAGCAUCCGUACCGUACCCGUAUGUUGUUGGGGGUGCAAAUGGCGUAGUCCCCUUCGGCGACACUCCAGAUGCAGACCGGAUCUUUCAUCCUGUCAUGCUCACCACAAAGCUGGGCGAUGGCCUUCUCAUUCACCAGGAAGCCUGAACAGAGACGCAGACGCAGACGCAUUUGAAAACACCACACAUCCAACGCGUUUCAUGGACGGUACCCUGGUCGAUCAUGAGCCGAAGGCACACGCGCACGCCCAGCUGCCAAGGGCUAUUGCCCUUCUUCCACCACACAAACGAGCCCACGGGGACUGAAAGUGACCCGAAACAAACAGAGAGAUGGACAAAGACAAAGUCACCCAACAAGCAGCGGGCACGAUCCAUGGGCCAUGGUGGAGUAACUGCGGGUAUGAUGACUCUUACGCUCUUGUUUGCCGGGUGAGGGUGCAUCGCCAGCUGCCGAAGACGCCAUACUUCCUUUUCGAAUCGCGCAAUGUGGAGCAGAGGAGGAAGAGAUGAAUGAAUGGACAGAUGGACUGUCUGAU